Molecule: messenger RNA, 1128 nt
Organism: Trametes versicolor FP-101664 SS1
Lineage: Eukaryota; Fungi; Basidiomycota; Agaricomycetes; Polyporales; Polyporaceae
Exons: 4
Coding region: 1-1128 (375 amino acids)
Source: RefSeq, a predicted model, not a curated record
AUGUUAUUUUCAGUGUGGACCCGCUGGGACCGAGAUUCUCCCACAGGCCAGUAUGACUCGGACCCAUUCCCGCUACAAGCUGUGCGCAAGCUGUCCAACCUGAAGAAUAUGACAUUCGAGUUCAACGGCGGGGAGGUCAUUCCCCCCAAUCCCAUCAUCCCUUUCUUACGGGAGGUCGCAUCACGUCCAUCCCUUCGGACGCUCGGUCUUGGCAGCUUUACCUUUCAUAGCGUCGACGACCUCGUCGAGAUCCUUGCGGCAGGUCCACAUUUGAUGAGCGUCUUCGUCGCCGCAUGCAUCUUCAACUGCGAGUUCAGCGAGGGUAUCAGCCGAGCCGCCUUCGCGCCCGAAUACUGCAGAGACCUGCGCACAGUGGUGUUCACGGACAACGAGAAGAUGGACCCACUGCUUCGCGCACUACCUUCUCCGUCCGAUAUUACCAAUUUGACUCUGGGUCCGCCUUGGCGCGAAACCGAACCAGAUUUUCAGCAGUACUACGAGGGUGUUACCCUCAACGAUUUUCUGGAUCUGCCUAAUUUCACCAGGCUGAAGAAUCUCGUCCUUCUGGUUGUGGACACGGGCACAUGGGUUACGGGCGCCCUCGCCAUGGUCCGCUCUCCCGCCCUUCAAGUGCUCUCGCUGUUCUGUUGGUGCGAAGAACUGGAUUCGAACUGGGGAUCGGUCGUGCAGGACAUGGAUCUUCCUCUGCAAGACAUCGACGCGUUGCUGUCGGAGGCCCCAUUUCUGGGCCUCCAGCGUAUCUGUGUGACCGUGUUCUGUCGUGAGCCUGCGGUUCGGUCAGACGACAGCUCUAGCAGCGAGGCCGAGGAUUCUACCGUCGACGCCCCGAACGACCCCGAACAAGACGGGUCGGUUUCGGACGGUCAGGCCGGAAGCUCCCCAAGCAGUAGCAAGGAGCGCGCAGAUGCGGUGGACGGCCCUACACAUGACGGCGUUUGGUUUGAGCAGCACGUUCGGAAGCACAUGCCGAGCUGCCACAAGCGCGGAAUCCUCGAGGUGCAUGCCAAAAUGGGCUCUUGGUCUCCCAUUCCUUACAGCAUCGAACCCAGACUUUUCGAGUAUCAACCGGAGUCACGGCGGGCUCUGCACCUGGAUCAGAGCAUCUAG